AUGCGAUUCCCCUGUAUUCUUACCCCCAGUGGCCUGUGUAAACACAGCACGUUUUCUAUUUUUCGCGAGUAUUCGUCCGAUGUUUCGUGGGCGGGUGAACGGGUGUCAACACGGCGCUUCAGCUUGGUGAGGGGAAGACGAAGCUCACGAGAGCUGCGCUUAGGGUGUGAUGGAGAGUUGCGCUACUUCAUACCUUCUUACGCUGGCUUGCACGCACCGCGAAAUGUCUCCCAGAAAGCGCCCGCCUUACGACAGCAACACGCGACUACUUGGGACGUCAAAAUUAUACCAUAGAGCUUAUGCGCUAGGCCAGGCGACUACGAGCCCAAAGGUUUGAGCAGCUAGGACAGGUUGUUGUGAUGUCGCAGGUCAAAGGCUGGUACUGGCAUUGGGAGAAUUAGGCGGCCUUUAACUCCGACCACCUUCAGCCAUCAUCGCCAAGCGGCGCUGCAAGUCGCCCUCUGUCGUCACCUCAUUUUCCAGUACAAUCCGCAUGACAGCUUCAUGCAUGCAGCACCUCUGACUCACUCUCAAUAUAGUAUUCUCACAU
This is a messenger RNA of Pyrenophora tritici-repentis Pt-1C-BFP, 550 nucleotides long. Lineage: Eukaryota; Fungi; Ascomycota; Dothideomycetes; Pleosporales; Pleosporaceae. The record is from RefSeq and is a predicted model, not a curated record.